Messenger RNA from Syzygium oleosum, 1084 nucleotides. RefSeq lists its product as uncharacterized. Gene Ontology annotation, biological process: protein folding in endoplasmic reticulum. The transcript is spliced from 9 exons. Gene Ontology annotation, cellular component: EMC complex; membrane. Lineage: Eukaryota; Viridiplantae; Streptophyta; Magnoliopsida; Myrtales; Myrtaceae. The record is from RefSeq and is a predicted model, not a curated record. The coding region runs from base 25 to 765 and encodes 246 amino acids.
GAGAGAGAGAGUCUCUAGAGAGAGAUGGCGGAGGAUCUGGUGCUGGACACGGCGAUCAGGGACUGGGUGCUCAUACCGCUGUCGGUGGUGAUGGUGCUCAUCGGCGUCCUCCGCUACUUCGUCUCCAAGCUCAUGCGCUCUGCCCAGCCCCCCGACGCCAAGCUCGUCAAGGAAGGGCAGGUGAUUGUUAGGGCUCGGAACCUGCGCGCCGCGGCUAAUUUGAUCCCGCCCAAGUCGUUCCGCGCUCGGAGGUUCUACUACAGCAACGAGGAAAAUGGUCUUUUAUUUGUGCCGAAGGGCCAGGCUCAGAAUGCUCAAGCUCAAAUGUUUUCCGAUCCGAAUAUGGCUAUGGAUAUGAUGAAGAAGAACCUGUCUAUGAUCAUACCCCAGACUCUGACUUUUGCAUGGGUCAACUUCUUCUUCUCCGGUUUUGUGGCAGCCAAAAUUCCCUUUCCACUCACUCAAAGGUUUAGGUCAAUGUUGCAAAAUGGGAUUGAUCUAAGCACUGUUGAUGUUAGCUACGUGAGCAGUCGCUCGUGGUACUUUCUUAACCUUUUUGGGCUAAGAGGUCUAUUUAGUCUCAUUUUGGGAGAAGAAAAUGCUACUGAUGAUACACAGCGUAUGAUGCAGAUGACUGGCUUUGGCUUCGACCCUACCAGGAGCCUGGGUGCUGAGAAAGACGGCCUUGACAUAGUGCAGCAUGACUGGACGAUGCCCAAGUUCGAGCGUCGUGCUGAAGCUGUAUUGAGGAAGCUUGUCCACUGAGUGAUGCCUGCAUCUGCAAUGUUUUUCUACUUCGUUGGCCGUCAUCCCAUGUUUGAUUUUAGUGAGAAUGUUUCGGCCAGCUGCGAAGCCCCAAGGCUUCAUUGAUGAUAGGAAAUAGUGGCAACUAUCUUUGUAGUUGUCUGUUCUGAGAUUAUCUGUUCUUUAAUAUAGGAAUAUUUUCGCUCUGUGGUCCUAAUCUUUUUUGAAAUCCCUGUAUUCAAAUGACGUAUGAUUAAGGUCUCAUCAGUUCUACGGAUUAGAGGAUAAUGGUCAUCUUUCUUUUGCAAUUUCAGACAUAGAAAUCAGAAAUCUUAUGCAG